Molecule: messenger RNA, 3139 nt
Organism: Erigeron canadensis
Lineage: Eukaryota; Viridiplantae; Streptophyta; Magnoliopsida; Asterales; Asteraceae
Product: receptor protein kinase TMK1-like
Exons: 2
Coding region: 164-2986 (940 amino acids)
Biological process (GO): protein phosphorylation
Molecular function (GO): ATP binding; protein kinase activity; protein binding
Source: RefSeq, a predicted model, not a curated record
CUCCUUGAUCACCGCUCAUUCUUUCUCUUUCUUCCAUAAAUAAAACCUACCUAUCUUUUUCAUUUUUCUCCCAAUUCCAUUCCUUUCUUCCAUCAAAACCCUAAAAUUACACACACACACACAACUCUGAAUUCUUCUUUUUUGAUUGAUCUACACUUGGAAAAUGACCAAACCCUUUCUGGGUUUGUCUAUUCACCCCUUUUUACACAUACCCAUGUUGUUGUUUUUCUCAAUUGCACUUGUUUCAGUUGAAUCUCAGCCGUCAGAUGAUGCAUCUGUGAUGUUAUCUUUAAAGAAAAACCUUAGCCCACCCAAAUCACUUGACUGGUCGAACCAAGACCCAUGUAAAUGGCAACAAGUUCAAUGCUCCAGGGAUAAUCGGGUCACCCGGAUCCAAGCUGGUAAUCAAAACUUAAAAGGCUCUUUACCGGACACACUUAACAAACUCACUGAGUUACAAGUUCUCGAGUUUCAGAACAACCAACUCACUGGGCCGCUUCCGAGUUUAUCCGGGUUAUCUCAGUUGCAGAGGCUUUUACUGGAUUAUAAUAACUUUAGUAAAUUCCCAUCCGAUUUCUUUAAUGGUAUGACUUCUUUGCAACAUGUUUAUCUUGAUUUUAUAAGCUUUGACUCAUGGGCUAUUCCUGAUAGUUUAAAAUCAGCACCUAGUUUGCAAGUUUUCUCCGCCACGUCAGCAAAUAUUACUGGUAAAAUCCCUGAUUUCUUAGGUGGCCUUACUACUGUGCAUUUAUCUUUUAACUAUCUUGAAGGUGAAUUACCCGGGUCGUUUUCGGGUUCUUCUAUUCAAAGUUUAUGGCUAAAUGGACAAAAAGGUAGGAAUAAUUUAAAUGGGACUCUUGACGUGUUACAAAAUAUGACCCAGUUGACUCAAGUCUGGCUUCACGGAAACCAUUUUUCGGGUCCUUUGCCAGAUUUUUCGGGUUUGACUGAGUUGCAGAAUUUGAGUUUGAGAGAUAAUAGCUUGACUGGUCCGGUUCCGGAAUCGUUGUUAGGGUUGCAGUCGUUAAAAGUAGUGAAUUUGACUAAUAAUCUGUUUCAGGGACCCACUCCUAAUUUUGACAAGGCUGUGGCUGUUGAUAUAGGUGGGAUUAAUAGUUUUUGUUUACCGGACCCGGGUGUUGCUUGUGAUGACAGGGUUAAUAAGUUGCUGAUGGUUGCGAAAUCGGUUGGUUAUCCUCAUACUUUUGCUGAUAAUUGGAAAGGCAAUGAUCCUUGUAAUUCUUGGUUAGGAAUUACUUGCUCUAAUGAUGGGAAUAUUACUGUGAUCAAUUUUCCAAGAAUGGGUCUUACCGGUAGUAUUUCUCCUAGUUUUGCGGCCAUUAAAUCCUUGCAAAGGUUGAUUCUUGCAAGUAAUAAUCUUUCUGGAACUAUACCUGAAGAGCUUAAAGAUUUGCCUAAUUUGAUAGAGAUUGAUGUUUCAAACAAUCAACUUUAUGGUCGACUCCCAAGCUUUAAGGGAACUGUUAAAGUGAAUACCGAAGGGAAUCUUGAUAUUGGGAAGGACGGGCCUAGUGUGACACCGAUUUCUCCUUCUGGUGGUUCUCCAGGUAGCACCACAACUAAAUCUAAUGGCGGUGGUGGGAAAAGUUCAAACACCGGGGUGGUCUUGGGAUCUGUUGUUGGUGGUGUUUUUGCAGUGUUUUUUGCAGGGUUAAUAGGUGUUUGUGUCUACAGAGCUAAACGAAAGCAUUCUAGUGGUGUACCUUAUCAAAACACAAUGGUGAUUCAUCCUCGCCACUCUACUUCUGAUAACGAUGGGGUUAAAAUUACAAUUGCGGGCUCAAGUACGAAUGGUGGACCGAGUGAAAGCUUUAGUCAAACAAGUAGCGGGAAUGGUGACAUUCAUGUCGUUGAGGCUGGCAAUAUGGUGAUUUCUAUUCAAGUUUUGAAAAAUGUCACCAACAAUUUCAGCAAAGAUAACGUACUUGGAAGAGGCGGGUUUGGGACUGUUUACAAAGGGGAGUUACACGAUGGAACGAAAAUUGCAGUUAAGAGAAUGGAAUCAGGAGUGAUGAGUGAAAAAGGGCUUGAUGAGUUUAAAUCAGAAAUUGCAGUUUUAACAAAGGUUAGACACAGGCAUUUGGUGGCACUUCUUGGAUACUGUUUAGAUGGAAAUGAACGGUUGCUUGUUUAUGAGUAUAUGCCUCAAGGGACAUUGAGUAGGUUUAUAUUUGAUUGGGAAGAAGAAGGUUUGAAACCACUUGAAUGGACAAAAAGGUUGAUAAUUGCUUUAGAUGUUGCUAGAGGUGUUGAAUAUUUGCAUGGUUUAGCACAGCAAAGUUUCAUUCAUCGAGAUUUAAAACCCUCUAAUAUUCUUCUUGGUGAUGAUUUGCGUGCUAAAGUUGCUGACUUUGGACUUGUUCGCCUUGCCCCCGAUGGAAAAGCUUCGCUUGUGACAAGAUUAGCUGGAACUUUCGGGUAUCUUGCUCCCGAAUAUGCAGUGACGGGCAGAGUAACUACCAAGAUUGAUGUGUUCAGCUUCGGGGUUAUUUUAAUGGAACUUAUUACCGGCCGAAGAGCACUAGACGAAACACAACAAGAGGACAGUGUUCAUUUGGUGCCAUGGUUCCGUCGUAUGCACAUAAAUAAAGACACCUUCCGUAAAGCCAUUGACCAUAGCCUCGCUCUGGAUGAAGAAUCUCUAGCAAGUGUAAGUACAGUGGCAGAACUAGCGGGGCAUUGCUGUGCCCGUGAACCUCACCAGAGGCCCGACAUGAGUCAUGCAGUGAAUGUUCUCUCUUCCCUAGCUGAGCUCUGGAAACCCUCUGAGCCUGAUCCUGAUGAUAUAUACGGAAUCGACCUUGACAUGACUUUACCUCAAGCAGUGAAGAAAUGGCAAGCGCUAGAGGGCAUGAGUGGGUAUGACAACUCAUCGGUUAUUGGAAGCAAUGAUAAUACACAAACAAGCAUACCGACCCGACCAUCAGGAUUUGCAGAAUCGUUUACUUCAAUUGAUGGACGCUGAGGGUCUAAUAAUUGGGUUCUUUAGGUACCAAAACUUGGGAUUGGUUUGUUCAUUCUUUCUGAUGCUUGUUUAUUUUACUGCUGCUGUCUUUUGUUAAAUUGAUGAGAUGGUUUUUGUGUUUGUAUUAUGGAUAGUUUUUUUUUUCUUUUUUAA